Molecule: messenger RNA, 2259 nt
Organism: Heterobilharzia americana
Lineage: Eukaryota; Metazoa; Platyhelminthes; Trematoda; Strigeidida; Schistosomatidae
Source: the annotation of a GenBank genome assembly
CAUAAGAAUAAGACACAAGAGAGUAAAAACUACCAUUGGUCUUUAAUAGCACCAUUGGGUGUUUAAACUUGUGUCUCUCUAGGUCAUUGGCGGAGGGCAUCUGAGGUACUUUUGGCUCUGCCGAUGAUAUUUGGUUACUGCUCUUACCUCGGCUAUGAGGCAUAUCGAAAACAGGCUAGCAGAUGCUAAAAGCAGACUGUUAGCUACAGGCUCUAACAUAGAAAGGGCUGCUGCAUUUUGUUCGGAAAAAUACUUGGUAAAUCCUGGAGGCAAUACGCUCGAUGAAAGCUUGGAGUUAGCUACUCAGUCAAUAUGUGCAGUAGCUCGUGAGAUCAAUAGCUUCGCCAGCAGCUUCUUUGAGGCUCUUGAUUACGAGUCAUGCCAGAUUGGUAAUCUGUCGGACAAAAUUUCCAAACUAAAAAUGGUAUGCAAUAUAUAUCAGGAAAAAGUUGCACGUAAGGCUGUUGGGUCCUGCACAGUUUCAAGGGUACCGGUCGUCUAUCAACAUGAAGCGGUGGUUCCUGAACCUCCUCAAAAGUACAUACGCCAGCCAAUUAACUUUUCCAUUCUGGAUAACAUUGGUCAUGGUGUAGCGACUCAGGAACCGAUCCCUAAUCAAUAUGGACAACCGUUCCUCCAAGCUGCCACCCUCACUCGACGAAGUAGUGCUUCAGUUAGUGGUCAACUUCCUAAUCGACAGCAUAAUACAGUGUCGUGUCGUACAGUAAAUCCAAAGCCAUGCCUCGAAUAUGCAGCACCAGCGAAUAGUUUGAGAACACAAGGUGGGACAGUUGGAAGAGCACCUGUAAUUUGUCGUGGUGGUAUGUUGCCUCCCCAACAAUUUUUAAAUGCUGGUGGAAGCACGGUAAUGCAGCAUUUAGCUGGAGGAGGAGGAAACAGUACAGGCGUUAGUAAUAUGUCAUCUUCAAACUAUGCUUCAGUCACUAUUUCCAACAUGAACAGUCGUAAUGCUAACCCAGAUGUUUCAUCUGCUACAGCAAGCAAUGUUCGAUCACGUAUGUCAAGUGGAUCUUCUGGUGCAGGAUCCAGUGCUAUACAGUAUCAUCAUGGUCAUUAUGCAUCCAGUCAGCCUCAUAUCCAGCCAUCCAAUUGUGAGCAGCUAAUGCACACCUAUGUUAAGCCAACUAUUCAAUCGCAAUACAUGGCUUCACAAAUCACCCACUCCGUUGUCAGUGGAUCAGUAACUCACUCUAUGCAUAACUCUCAUGAACAACAGCAUAACUCGCUUCCUGACAGAAGUGAAGUAAUGUUAACUGGCACACCGCAUAUACCACAAAGUCAACAAAACAAAUGGAUUAAUUCAGCCCAAACUGCUGAUUCUUCUGAGAUUUCUGAAUCACAGCAACUGCAACAACCAGUUCAGCAUCAGCUCCAGAUGCAACAAAACAUUCGAGAUUCGGUGGUAUACCAAAGACAAACAAGUGCAGAGAUGAAUAAGAACAUUGCCAAGAUAAACAAUUUAAGUAUUUCUAGUCAGGCAGUUCAAAAUCUUCAAACACAGAAUCAAAAUGUCAGUGGUAAGACUGUGGAUGAACCAUGCGAUGAACACCUAACAAUACCACCACCUGGAGCGUUCUGUUACGAAAAUGAACAAGAUUCUCAAGCUGGGAAAACCAAAGAACAAGAAAUGAAUUUUGCUGACUCACUUACCAUUCAAAAUAAUCGACAAAUACCACGACAACCUGAAGACCCAGCUUGGGCGCCUGAUUUCUAUAUGGAGAAAGUGAUCACAAUGUAUGAGUAUGUGCGCGAUAAGGACGAUGAACUGACAUUUACAGAAAACCAAAUAAUAUAUGUGAUCAAGAAGAACGAUGAUGGUUGGUGGGAAGGGAUUAUGAAUGGUAUAACCGGAUUGUUUCCAGGAAAUUAUGUGGAGCCAUUCGGCACAUAAUGAUUAUCAUCAUUAUUAUCCUAGGCAUUAUUGAUUGUGCAAUUUCUUAAAUCAGCUUCUGAACUACAAUAAUUUUAAUCUUAUUCAACUAUCAAUCAACACACUUUAAUUUACUAAAUAUACUUAAUUAUUUUCAAUCACUAAUUUUUUUGCCAAAUUAAAAUCAUUAUUAUCAGCAUAUUCACUGUCUUCUGAGGUUUCCGAGUAUUGUUCUUCGUCUCCACUAGUAUCAUCUUCGUCUGAUGAAUAGUUGUCUGUAUACGCUUGCCGACCAUACUCGUAAGUGCGAACUAAAAUAUGAAAAAGUGUUGUUUUUAGAUAAAUCAGAAAAAUUGGUUUAGUUUUAA